Messenger RNA from Fusarium tjaetaba, 1149 nucleotides. Its product is annotated as beta-1 3-glucanase. The record is from RefSeq and is a predicted model, not a curated record. The transcript has a single exon. Bases 1 to 1149 code for a protein of 382 amino acids. NCBI's taxonomy places the organism in Eukaryota, Fungi, Ascomycota, Sordariomycetes, Hypocreales, Nectriaceae.
AUGCCUACAGAACCCUUCCUAGACAUUAUCCUCACCAAUCAUACAGACUCCAAGUCACUCUUUGCACACGUCACAGGUCGGGAUGAACAGGGUGUUGUGAUUCUUCUCGCGGAUGGAGAGACGGUCUAUCGGCCAAAGUCGCCGUCUGAGAUACUGCAGCCCGUCGGUGCAGACAUCGCCAUUCCCGUUGGAGGACCAGGAGCUCAAAAGAAAGUACGGAUACCACAUAUCUUUGGAGGGCGAAUUUGGUUCUGCAAAGACAAGCCAAUCACAUUUCUUAUCAACCCAGGGCCAGCUGUGGUUGAACCGUCUGUAACGAAUCCAACUGAUGCCAACUUUGAUGCUGAUUGGGGAUUCUGCGAGUUCACCUACAACAACGAUCAGCUGUAUGUUAACGUGUCAUAUGUUGACUUCGUAAGCAUUCCGAUCGGUCUGGAGCUUGAGAACGAGGCAGGCCAAGUCACGCGUGUUCCGGGCAUGCCCAAGGAUGGGCUUUAUCAGGUCUCCGAGGGUUUGAAGCGCCAGGGCGAGAAGGACGGCGCGGGCUGGGAGAAGCUCGUGGUCAAGUCCAAGUCUGGCUCCAACCUCCGAGUGUUAAGCCCGAACGCCGGUGCAGAGUUACAUCCAGGCUUGCUGGAGAAUUACUUUGCGCCAGAGAUUGACGCGGCGUGGAAGCGCUACGAGAAGGAGGACAUCGAAAUCAACACGCAGGCAGAAUGGGGCGAUGUUAGGGGCUGCGUCCGCGAUGGCAAACUAGUGUUCAAAGAUGUUGGAAAGGACAAACUUAGCUUCCACUUUGAGAAGCCAUCUACGAGAGACAUUGUGUCUUGCAGCACGGGACCGUUUGCGGGCGGCCCGGAUGUGACGCCAGCGCAGCUCAACGUCGGAGCGCGUAUUGCGGCGGCUCUGAACCGGACAACGUUAUCGGGCAAUUCCCGGCAGCCCGAGGGGGAGAGGGUCGAAGAGUAUUACUGUAAAGGAGAGGGAAAGACAAAUCACUACUCUAGAAUCUGCCAUGAGGUCACGCUUGAGGGGAAGGGGUAUGCGUUUCCGUAUGAUGAUGUUGGUGCAUCAGGGGGAGUCGAUCAGAGCGGAUUCUUGAACGAUGGGAGACCAAAGGUCUUGACUGUUCAUGUUGGAGGACAGUAA